Molecule: messenger RNA, 1950 nt
Organism: Macrosiphum euphorbiae (potato aphid)
Lineage: Eukaryota; Metazoa; Arthropoda; Insecta; Hemiptera; Aphididae
Source: the annotation of a GenBank genome assembly
AUGGCUGUCGAAGAUAAAAAGUUGGCUUUAAAAAGACAAUUUUUGGGAUACAUUCAUCCAUUAAAAUCAAUCACCAAUGAUUUGGUUCAAAAAGAAUGUUGGAUAGAACAGAUGAAGUAUUUGGUUCAAGACUUUAAAACACUUCUCAAUUUACCAUUUAAAGAAUUUUGGUCGACAGUUGUUUUCAACAAACAAGCUACUAUGGGAUUAUGUACAUUUCUUCAAGAAGCUGCUCCUCCUCACUUGAUGGAUCAACUUCCACAGGAUGGUGAUGUUUUGAUCGUUUACAAUGAAAUUGAUAAUUUUGCUUAUAAGUUAUUUAAACGACUAACUAAAUCCUCUGAAAAUAAAGAGAAUUGUAUGUCACCUCAGUAUAUGUGGAGCUUGUUAUGUCAUAACAAUAUUAUAAGUAUUCCCAUGUUGUUUGAUAUAUGUUCAAUUUAUGGCCAAUCAUAUAAAAAGGAAUUAGAAAUAAUUUUCAAAGAAUUGUUUACUUGUCAAAAAUUAUACAAAGAAAACUUAAAAAACUUUAUUCAAUUUACAAUUAAUUGCUUAAAUCAGUUUCAAGAUAAAAUCGAAAUAGAGAUGGGGUAUGGUAACCUCAUGUGUCAAAUUAAUGAAACCUCUACAGACAUUGGAGAAAGAAAUCUUUGUUUGAUCGAAGAUAAUAUUAAUUAUUUAUUAGACAUAUCAUAUAAUAUUACAAAUUUCUUGGAAAUUUAUCCAAUGGCGUCUAGAAAUUUUUAUGAAGAGAAAUUUCAUAUUGAAAUAGCUUCCUUUUAUCAUAGUAUAAAACCAAUAGUUUAUAAGAAAGUAAUUGCUAUGAAUAAAAUGGAAAAAUUCCAAGAAAAGAUUCACGCAUCAAGAUUAUUACUUGUGAAAAGUGUUAGACAGUGUUUAUUUCAUAUAUCUACCCAAAUUACAAAUAAAUCAGAGAAUGCCGUAGAAGAGUAUUUAGAAGUUAUUAGUGAGCUACUAGAAUACAAUGAAUUUGUCAACGACUAUACUCUUGUAUAUAAUUUAACUAAGGAUAUAAGGAAAUUUCAAAAAUCUAAUAAGGAAAUAGACUCAGCAAGAUAUGAUUAUUUAUUAAAAUCAUUAGAAUUAAUUAAUAAACCAUAUACUGAACUUACACAAAAAGAAUUACAAGAAGAACAGUUGGAGGUACAAACCAUUAGUACAAAUAUAGAGAACGCAAAAUUGCAGUCUCUUAUAAAUAAUGUAAAAGAUUUAUUUCCCCAUUUAGGAGAUGGAUUCAUCCAGAAAUGUUUAGAAUAUUAUGAAAUGGAUUAUGAAAAAGUUAUAAACAUGGUCUUUGAAAAUUGUCUCCCUUCAGAACUUACUCAGUAUGAUUUAAAUCUUCCUUUGAUGUCAGCGUAUGAGGAUAAUGCUACUGGUUUUGAUCCUUCAAUUAAAGGAAAUAAGAAACUUAAGAAAUUUAAAAAACUCUUAGACAAUAAAUCUUUCCGAAAUGAAAUGCGCCCAUUUUAUGAAAAAUAUUAUGUCACUGAAGUUACAUGUGCUGAAUUGGAUUCAUAUUAUAAUGAUGAACACAAUGAUACGUAUGAAAUUGAAUAUGUUAGACCAGAACCAGUAGAUGAAAAUACAAAGAGAAGACCAGAUGUUGUACCAAGGGUUUUAAUGGAGAAAAAAGCUAUAACUGAAGUUAUAAAAGAAGAGUCUUCAGAUGAUGAACCACAGAAAGUAUCGAAUUUUCAACCAUUCUGUGAAAAUCCUGAAGAAGUUCGAGAACGACAAGCUAGGAAAUUUGCUGCAAAGCAAUCUAAAAAAAAGAAUAGAAAUAACCCACAAGUAGCUUCUUCGUCAGCUAAACCAUCUGGGCCAAAUGUUGAGUUGGAAAGGCAAAGGAAAAAUGAGAACAAAGCAUUCAGCGGGAACCAUAACAGAAGAAAUGCUGCAAGAAACAAACAACAAAAGGGAAUGUUUUAA